Diceros bicornis minor is the source of this 2077-nucleotide messenger RNA. Its product is annotated as protein POLR1D. The record is from RefSeq and is a predicted model, not a curated record. The transcript is spliced from 3 exons. The coding region runs from base 252 to 536 and encodes 94 amino acids. Lineage: Eukaryota; Metazoa; Chordata; Mammalia; Perissodactyla; Rhinocerotidae.
AACUGCGGAGAAGGACUGAUGAUUUGUAAUGACAUUAUUUUGUACACUCAGCAGCUGACACUUGCAUAAUCAGAGAGCCAUCACAGUGACAAGCCUCAAGAAGAAAACAACUUCUUGAGUAAGGCAAGGAAGCGUGUGGCUUCAGUGGGAGGAAGAGCUGAGGUGAUGAGCAUCAUAGAGACCCCCAAUAAAGGAAAGCAAUAGAAGAACUGCUUAAAGAGGCAAAACGUGGGAAAACGAGAGCAGAAACAAUGGGACCUAUGGGUUGGAUGAAGUGUCCUCUUGCUGGUACAAAUAAAAGAUUUCUAAUUAACACAAUUAAGAACACACUGCCCUCCCAUAAAGAGCAAGACCAUGAACAAAAAGAGGGCAGUGAGGAACCUGCGAAAAGCCAGAACCAGAAGGAAGAAAACCGGAAGAAGCACAGAAGCCACCCUUACAAACACAGCUUCCCAGCUCGAGGCACGGCCAGUCGUUCGCCGCCGAGGAAGCGGAGCCGCCAGGAGAAGUACGAGAAGCGGUCAAACAAGCGAUGAGGCAGGAUGGAGACUAAGCACGACUGUCCUGCGCAACGAGGUGUUACAUCUGGGGCUGGGGGGUGUGCGGAGAAGGUUAUUGAGGACGACCUGGAGCUGACAGAGCAAAACCUGAGAGUGAUUUUUAUAGUAGGUCUUUUGUUGUGAUAAGCGGAAAUGAACUAGAGACUCUUCAAGGAAAUGAGUACAAAGGGACUUGCUCUGAAGAUGUCUUGGCAAGUUUAAGCUACUUUGGCAGUAUAGUAUACAUAUGUAUUGUUUGUAUUCUAUUUUGUUUGGAAGUUGGUUUCAAAAUAAAUCUAGAACUUAAAAGUUUUCAGAGAUUGUUAAAACUAGUUCCGUUGUUUUUGAUGUGCUGCAAUUGUGGUCAUUUCUCAAAAAAUAAAAUAUUUGUAAAUCCCAUACUUUAUAUUUUUGAGUGACAAAGUUAAAAUUUGGAAAUCAUCUGGUCAGUAGCCAUAUUUAUGAAAAGUUGCAGCCUUCCAAGGGCUAGAAAUUUACCUGGAAACUCUGAUAGCUCUGCAUUUGUCUUUAGGUGGACAAUGUAGGAAAUUCUCAAAAUGGCUUUGAAUUUAGUGCUCCGUAUCAAUAACUAGAGGUUAAAAAAUUGGCUCUGUUGUUUCCUUGUGCAUUCUCAAACUCAUUCCUGAGAUAGAACAAUUUUUCUAUAUUUAAUUUUUUUGAAUAUGUAAGUUUUAAGUGGUACUUUAAAAAGAACCCUCAAAAGUUAAAAUUAACAAUUAUUUCAAUGCUAUGUCUUAUUUAGUUAAAGACCUAUGAUACCACUCUUAGUAUAGUUGUUUCAGAAAUCUUGACUUUAAAUAUAAAAAUGUGUUUACAAGCCUUUUUUUGUUUUUUCAAUAUUGGUGUGAAUCUGUUUUAACAUACAGUCACAAACCUUUCAAACCUGUAUUCUUUUCAUGCUCAGGAGAAUGUCACCAAGCACCCCCUUCCCCAGUCCACAAAAGGAAGAAGAAAAAUCUGUCUCUCUGCCCCCCGGCCCCCAACACCCCCCCCAACCCCCACAGUUUUCCGAAGUGUCUGAGCUUAUGCCUGGCUGCUCCCAGAUAAUCGCUCUGCUGCAGUCUGCUCCCUGCUUCCUGGCAGCCAAGAAAAGCCCUUUCUAAAAGCUAGAAAGGAGCAUAUCCAAAAAGUUAGCUUUUGGGGUGUUUAUAGAGAAACCAGAGUAGACUGUAUAUCGCUCGCCACACCAAGCUGCUCUGCCACACCCUCAGUCUGCUCGCAGCUAAAGGCUCCAGAGUGGCAAACCCGAGGCCUCCUCACUUGAUCCAGCCCUUCCCCCACCCGAGACCCCAGGGCCUCAUCCUAUCACUAGGUAACAACAUGCGUUCCUUUCAAACACAAAAGGAAUACUUUGGUUCAUAUGACUUUAUACAAAUCUAGUUAUGCAUUAGCCUGUUUUAUUUGUGCUACAUUUGAAAUGUUUGGUAUUCAAAUAUUUGUUAGAAAUAGCAUAGAGUUGUGGAGGUUUUUUAAAAUUCUUGUUAUAAUUAAGUAAAAUAAAGUUGAGUUAAACCAUU